Molecule: messenger RNA, 2417 nt
Organism: Archocentrus centrarchus (flier cichlid)
Lineage: Eukaryota; Metazoa; Chordata; Actinopteri; Cichliformes; Cichlidae
Product: fibrillin-2-like
Exons: 16
Coding region: 356-2344 (662 amino acids)
Molecular function (GO): calcium ion binding
Source: RefSeq, a predicted model, not a curated record
UCCUGCCUGCACUAACAUCUGGUGGCUCUGAGAGUGACCAUUGUUUCACAAGUGGAGACUGUCUCUGUAUAUGCAUGGAAAAUGGAUGAAAAAAUGUAACAACUGUUAACAGAUGGAGUGUGGAUGUUACAAUUUUUCUUUCUCCCUUUUUUCUAAACCACCUUUUUGGUCUUUAAAAAAGGGGGCGUGGCCUAGUCAUGUUUUUAUUUUGAUUGCUCGCCUUGUUUGAGUUUUCGUGUGGGCUCAGCUUUCUUGUGAACACCAGGAUUUGGUCUGUAUCCAGGUGUAGAUCCUGCUGCUCAGUCUGGGUCCAUAAGGUGAGCAGUCACAGAGUGAGCAGUAGUAUAACCGACCAAUGGGAUCAGGGAAGCUGGCUCGGGUGGUGCUGGGAUGGGCGGUGAUGUGCUUUGGGGCAAUUCAUGUGGCUCACAGUCAGACUGAGAAUGGACCGUACCGAGCCGGCAGCGUGAACCGGAGGGAGGUGCUGCGGGUUCGACGCCACAGUCAGGAGACACUGAGAGGACCCAAUGUGUGUGGCACUCGGUCCCAUCCUCACUGCUGUCCAGGCUGGAAGACUCUGCCAGGAGGAAACCUGUGUAUUAUCCACAUCGACGAUUGUCAGACAUCUGGCGGCUGCUCUGAGGGCUCUCUCGGCCGUGAGUGCCCACCAGGCCCGGUUGUUCACGUGCCCGUGGACACACACGUGAGGAACACCUGCUACGGCGCUGUCAAGAUGGACGCCUGCUCGCGCCCCUUUGCGGGUGCAGCGACCAAGUCAGAGUGCUGCUGUGCCAAUCCUGAACAUGGCUUUGGGGAGCCUUGCCAACCCUGCCCCGCCACGAACUCAGCUGAGUUCCAGGCUCUGUGCAGCAGUGGUGUUGGCUUCACAGCUGAUGGUGCAGACAUCAAUGAGUGUGCCUUGGACCCGGACAUAUGCCAGAAUGGCCUGUGUGAGAACCUCAGAGGAACCUACCGCUGCAUCUGUAACACGGGCUACGAGCCUGACGCAGGCGGCAAGACCUGUGCUGAUAGCAUGAAGCGUGCUUGCUGGCAGGACAACCGCUGUAAGGUCAGCAUCAGCGGAGCCACACUAAAGUCUGAGUGCUGCUCCACGCUGGGAGCUGCCUGGGGCAGCCCGUGUGAACCCUGCGGCGUGGAUGCUGCUUGUUCUCGAGGAUUUGCUCUCACAAAGGACCUCGUCUGUGAAGACAUUAAUGAGUGUGAGGUGAUCCCUGGAGUGUGCACAAGUGGGCGGUGUGUGAACAGCCAGGGCUCCUUCCACUGCGAGUGUACUGAAGGUUUCACCUGGGACACCACCAGUCGCACAUGUGUGGGCAUGCACGGCGAGCCGUGCUACCUGAAAUGGCAUGAAGGUGAGUGCGGGGAGCUGCUGCCUGGAAGACACCCUCAGAAAACGUGCUGCUGUUCAGUGGGUGCUGCCUGGGGUGAUGACUGUCAGGAAUGUCCCAAACCAGCCUCACCUGAGUACAGAGCCAUGUGCCCCCGAAUGUCCGGCUUCGGAGGAGUUGUUCCGACUGGCGGGCCUUUCUACAGAGGUGCAGAUGUGAAUGCGUGCCAGCUAAGUGACGACCUGUGCAAGAACAGUCGGUGUGUCGACACGAUGGGAACUUAUCAGUGCUCCUGUGACACCGGUUACCAGGCAACGCCAGACCGACAGCACUGCGUUGAUGUUGAUGAAUGUGCCGUAAUGAAUGGAGGCUGUGAGGGCCGCUGUACCAACUCAGAGGGCAGCUAUGAGUGCAGCUGCAGUGAGGGCUAUGCCCUCAAGCCUGACCUCAGGACCUGUGCAGACAUCAAUGAGUGUGAGGAGACUCCAGACAUCUGUGGCAGAGGCCAGUGCGCCAACAUUCCCGGGAAAUAUCGCUGUCUGUGUUUUGAUGGAUUCAUGGUGUCCAUGGAUAUGAGGACCUGUAUCGAUGUGAAUGAGUGUGAUCUGAGCCCAAACAUCUGUCUCCAUGGUUACUGUAAGAACACCAUAGGCUCCUUCGUCUGCCACUGUAAGCUGGGAUACUUUGUUACAAAGGGAUCCACAGGCUGCACAGAUAUUGAUGAGUGUGAAAAAGGAUCCCAUAAGUGUGACAUGAAUGCCGCCUGCAUCAACAUCCCCGGGAGCUUCAAAUGCCGCUGCCGAGAUGGCUGGGUGGGAGACGGCUUCAAAUGCGUGGACACAGACGAGUGCACGCACAAUACAAACCUGUGUGAGAACAGCCAGUGCACGAACACCCCGGGAGGAUACCGCUGCGAGUGUGAGAUGGGCUUCACUCCCACAGAAGACGGCAAAGCCUGUCAACGUGCUGCACCGGGAGUGGGUAUCGGGCAGUGACUCCCCUGAACAGCUGUGAAGGAACUAAUGGAAAACAAAGGAUGACACAGGAGACACAGUUUGUAUGUGUGUA